CUCUUGGCUAAUCCUCCUAUCGGGCCCGGUUCAUUUGCCGGCUCCCGACGUUCUGAGCCCACGCGGAGUCAAGUGUCACGUAAUUCAUGUCUCGAGCUGGCGCUUGCGGCCGAACAAGCAUGCCGAGCUGGGGAAUGCCAAACGGGAGUACGUCUCUUUACGGCAGCGUUGGCUGAAGGCACUGAUGAUGCACACUUGCUUUCUGCAAUCUACAGCCAGUUAGGAAAUGCACAAUUCAUGCUGCAGCAGUAUUCACAAGCCUUGGACUGCCACAGCUGGGAUCUAGCCUUAGCCAGGAAGUUUUGUGAUUAA
This is a messenger RNA of Protopolystoma xenopodis, 312 nucleotides long. The record is from the annotation of a GenBank genome assembly. Lineage: Eukaryota; Metazoa; Platyhelminthes; Monogenea; Polystomatidea; Polystomatidae.